UCGUAGCGGGCGGGGAGCUGUAGGGGCCGGGCUCCGCUGCGGGCAGGGAUGCUGUGGGGCCACCGCGGCGCUUGGCUGCUGGAGCUCCGCGGUGAGGCAGAGUGAAUGCUGAGGACAGAAGAGUUGGAUGACAGAGACCACUGAAUUUCUUUGGAGUGCACGUUAUGAACCCUUUGUGGAGCAUGUCUGCAGGCUCUGUGCGAAAAGAUAACAGUGUAUGCUGGUGAUCCUACAAAUGUGGAAACGUAUCAAGAUCAAAAUGAGAUCUACACACCGAUCAGAUGGUGAAGAGAAGACACUAACAGGGGAGGUGAAAACCAGUCCUCCACGAACUGCACCAAAAAAACAGCUCCCUUCUAUUCCCAAAAAUGCUUUGCCCAUAACAAAACCUACAUCUCCUGCCCCAGCAACGCAGUCAACAAAUGGCACACAUGCUUCUUAUGGACCCUUUUACCUGGAGUACUCGCUUCUCGCAGAAUUUACCCUGGUUGUGAAGCAGAAGUUACCAGGUGUCUAUAUACAGCCAUCUUACCGCUCUGCAUUAAUGUGGUUUGGAGUAAUAUUCAUACGGCAUGGGCUUUAUCAGGAUGGCGUGUUCAAGUUUACAGUUUAUAUUCCUGAUAAUUAUCCGGAUGGCGACUGUCCACGCUUGGUGUUUGAUAUUCCAGUCUUUCACCCACUAGUUGAUCCCACCUCAGGUGAACUAGAUGUGAAGAGAACAUUUGCAAAAUGGAGGCGGAACCAUAAUCAUAUAUGGCAGGUGUUAAUGUACGCAAGGAGAGUUUUCUACAAGAUCGACACAACAAGCCCCCUCAACCCAGAGGCUGCAGUACUGUAUGAAAAAGAUGUGCAGCUUUUUAAAAGUAAAGUGGUCGACAGUGUUAAAGUAUGUACUGCUCGUUUGUUUGACCAACCGAAAAUAGAAGACCCCUAUGCAAUUAGCUUUUCUCCAUGGAACCCUUCUGUACAUGAUGAAGCCAGAGAGAAGAUGCUGACUCAGAAAAAGAAGCCUGAUGAACAGCACAAUAAAAGUGUUCAUGUUGCUGGCCUGUCAUGGGUAAAGCCUGGCUCAGUACAGCCUUUCAGUAAAGAAGAGAAAACAGUAGCAACUUAAGAGAUGGUGAUCUGGUGCACCAUGCACUUUCCUGCUGGACUCUGGCCUAGUUAAAGCUGACUAAUGGCGAAGGACUGCCUGAAGUGUAAACUGCGUGAACAGUAACUGGUUAUCAGUGUUGUCGUGUAUGCGUAGGUUCUAACAGCAGGUUGUGGAAACCUCAUCAAGUAAUGCUUUACUUCUGUCAGAAGUGUCAGGGUGGUUAUCUAGUUCAGUACUCCAAAUUAUUGGGGACCUUGAGGUUUUAAGUAUUUUUCUGAAUACACUACUAGAGGUAAGUUGCAUUUACUUAAUAGAAUGGAGUGAGAUUAGCACUACUUAACAGUUUGCUGGUUGGUGGUUUCAGUUGUACAUAUGUUGGGCUAUGGAGAAGAAGGGUGUAGAGAGCAGGUUCAGGAGCGCAGCACUUUGAAGUGGAAGAUUGUCUGAACUUCAUUUCAGCCUACUGUCUUACAGAUCUAUAACUGCUAUCUCUGAGAAACAUCAGAAAAGUAGCAGGAAACCAGAAUGCUUGUUCCUACUUGUUUUUUUUUAAAAAAAGCAAAUCACUGUAUUUUUAUGGCAGGAGGGAGAAAAAGUGUUAAAACUGUUUCUAAUGAAGUCAGAUAUUUAAAUGAUGAAUGACUAAUGUGUUUAGUAGAGAUAAAAUAAAUCAAUAAAUGAUUGUUUUUUGUCAUUUAUACAGGACACUAAAUAAUUUUUCAAUAUAACUAAACAGACUAAUUUAUAAAUUGCUUUAUUGAAAAAUACACUUAUUUUCAUAUAAAAUUACAGUAGCAGUAUCAGGUUUUAUAAAUAUUUUUUCAGAACACUAUUCUAAUUGAAUAGUAUAAAUUCUAUUAUGUCUUUUAGAGCAAUAUGAAGUUACCUAGUAACUUUGUUUAUGAUUCAAUUUACAAUUAAAUUUUCUCCCUAAUAAGAUUAUUAAUUCAACGUUAAAACUACUGGAACAAUAAUGAUUAAUAAAGAUAUAUGUAGAUAAUUCAACAGCUGUUAAAUAUUUUUCUAAUUUGUAUAAUGGUACUAUGUACUAAUAAAAACCUAAAUUCUCCAACAUAUUUUUUUAACUUCCAGGAAUACACCCAAAGAUACUUCUAAAGGAAGCAGUCAUAAUUUUUCAAAUCAAUGCCCUCAAUUUGACUUGAUUUUAAAAUCUUGCUUAGCUAGCUGAUCACUAUGUAACAUUACCACCAUAAACUGGAGAAGUCUACACAUGCCCAAAAGGUAGCUACUAAGGCAUUAACAGUCUCUUAAAAAGUAUAAAA
Molecule: messenger RNA, 2379 nt
Organism: Nannospalax galili (Upper Galilee mountains blind mole rat)
Lineage: Eukaryota; Metazoa; Chordata; Mammalia; Rodentia; Spalacidae
Gene: Aktip
Product: AKT interacting protein
Exons: 11
Coding region: 218-1114 (298 amino acids)
Source: RefSeq, a predicted model, not a curated record